GGCGUUUGUGACUUUACUCGUACGGCAUUCUCAUCUCAACACAAUGCACCAUAGCAACGGCUCUACGAAGCAGCAACUGGGCCAUUGACAGCCGUACCUGGCAAAUUUUAUGGCCGAUUGAUCGAUAUUCCUUAUGCGGCGCUGGAUGUUCCUUAUGGGCACAGGUACAUUUGACUAUCCUCCACAGCCUAUUACCUAAUAUACGAUUCUGACUGUGAGAUUGAUAGAUUCUUGAACAUGCGCGCCCUUCACGACAAGUAUGGCCCUGUCGUGCGCAUCUCACGAACUGUGCUGUCUGUUGCGGACAAGGACAUGUUGAAGCAGGUUUUGGUCACGGAUGAUUUGAGGAAAGGCACUGUAUAUGACAACACGGCAUUUGGCAAGCCCAAUAUGUUCAACUUGACCGAUAGAGCAGCCCAUCGCCACACUAGACGUGUGAUAUCGCCUGCUUUCUCCAUUCGAUAUCUAGCUGGUCUGGAACCGUUGCUGGAAUCUGUCAUUGAUGAUAUGGUUGAAAAGGUGGAAGGAGACAUCAGCGCGGCUGAAGCUAGCGGAAACCCUGAAGCUGUCAUUGAUCUUUGGCAUUUGACACAAGCCGUUGCGCUGGAUGCCAUGGGCGAAUGCGCUUUUGGAGAAACGUUUGGUAUGAUCAAAAAUGGCUCCCAUCCUUUGCCCAAAAGACUUACUGAAGGUGUACGCCGUGGCUCCAUUUUCUUCACCAAUGGUUUCUUGGGCAAAUUGGUCAAAAUGUCGGGCAUCAAGAUGGCAGAUCCAUAUAUCGUUAACUUCAUGAAGGAUGUGAUCCACAAGCGAAUGACUGCUGAAGCUCCUAGAAAGGAUAUUUUGCAGAUCUUGAUCGACGCUGCCAAAAGUGAAAAGUCUUCUGAACAACUUUCAGAAAAUAGUGUCAUGGGCGAAACCAUGCUUUUCCUCUUUGCCGGAGCGGAGACCACAUCCAACAGUGCAGCAUUUGCGUUGAUCGCUCUCUUGCAAGAGCGCGAGAAGUUCGAAAAGUUGCGAGAGGAAGUGGAUACUUUGGAGUAUAAUGACGACAACAAAAAUUUCUCCUAUGAAUCGCUCAAGAAUGCCGCCUAUUUGAAUGCUGUCAUCAAUGAAACUCUUAGACUACGUCCUGUCACAGCUGCCGGUUUGGAAAGAAUUGCAGAGCAAGAUUUCGUGCUUGGACAAAGCUAUCAUAUUCCCAAGGGCACCACAAUUUUAGCCAAUAUGUACGUCGCCCAUAUGAACCCAGAGUACUUUGACGAACCCGAGCUAUUCAAGCCGGAAAGAUGGUUGGAAGGAUACGAACCUGCUCCGGCUGUGGAUGCAUUUUAUCCUUUCUCUGCAGGAUCCCGAAACUGCAUUGGCAAAAACUUUGCUCUCCAGGAGAUGCGCCUUGUAAUUGCUACUUUGAUCAAGAAGUUUGAUUUUGAUACGAUACCAGAAAGCAUGAAAGAUGCAGAAGAUAUUCGUCACUUCAUUACUUUGACCAUUUGGAAAGAUUCUUUCAAGGCAAAGGUUUCAAGAAGAAAAGAUCUUUAGUGCCUAUAAGUGAACGUUCCUUAGUAGCCAUAUCAACCGUAGCCUAUCUAUAUUCAUACAAUACAGUACAGAUA
This is a messenger RNA of Umbelopsis ramanniana AG, 1616 nucleotides long. RefSeq lists its product as uncharacterized. Gene Ontology annotation, molecular function: oxidoreductase activity, acting on paired donors, with incorporation or reduction of molecular oxygen; iron ion binding; heme binding. Lineage: Eukaryota; Fungi; Mucoromycota; Umbelopsidomycetes; Umbelopsidales; Umbelopsidaceae. The transcript is spliced from 6 exons. The coding region runs from base 238 to 1542 and encodes 434 amino acids. The record is from RefSeq and is a predicted model, not a curated record.